AUUGAGUGGCGUUCGCAGAUUUGCUGUAAUUUUAUUUCCGGUACAUGUGAAAAAAAUGCUUCGGAAAAAACUAAAAAGAAACGUCGAUUCUACUGGUUUGAGAGACAGUAAAUUAAAACAAAAUAAUGUCCAGAUACUGGGAGACAACACAGCGAAAGACGCAGCAGUGUCGGCUCUUGAAAAAGAAGUUUUAGGUGGAGAGAACGAAAUCUUAGAAAAUCUCGAUAAAUUUUCGUCACUCUCUUCAGCACAGCAAUCAAAGAUACAGAAGCUUGAUGAUGAUGAACUUGUUCCUGUUUGGGAAGAUGAAGAUGACCAGGAAGAAGAAAGUGUAAGAGUGGACAAACAAUAUAGAUUCAAACAGAUUCGACGAGGGGAUGAGACAAAAAUCUCACAAAAAGUUUAUACAAAUCGGCUUAAGAAGCAGUUUGAAAGGGUUACAGGGACACCAUCAUGGGCAGUGUUAAAAUCACACAAAGAAGCCAGAAAAUCUGCAGAUUCUUCUGAUGACAGUGAUGAUGAACUGUCAAAAUCUACUGGGUCCUAUCUCACUGGAUCCCAGUCCCUUCCUAAAGGUGUUUUACAGUUUAAAAAAUGUCCCGAUGCGAAUAAAGAACAGUUCUCUUCUGGUAAACUAAAAUCAACAGAAUUUCAUCCGACAGCCCAGGUUUUGCUCACAGCAGGAAUGGACCAGUCACUCCAUCUAUUCCAGGUUGAUGGACAGCACAAUCCGAAGAUCCAGAGCAUGUUCAUUGAGAAUUUCCCCAUUCAUACAGCACACUUUACCACAGAUGGACAUGAAGUUAUUAUGGGUUCAAAACACAAAUCUUUCUACUACUUUGAUAUGAUAGCUGGAAAAAUUAUUAAUGUACCAAAAAUCAAAGGUUUAGAAGAAAGGAAUAUGAAAAAGUUUUCUGUGUCCCCAGAUGGCAAACACUUGGCCUUUCUAGGAACAUAUGGCAGUAUACAUCUUAUAUCUGCAACGUCCAAAGAAUGGGUGGCCUCUCUGAAAAUCAAUGGUAGUGUAGAUGCUGUGUGUUUCUCCCCAGAUGGCUCAAGAUUAUACGCAACUGGAGAUGAUGGAGACGUGUAUGUAUAUAACAUGGCAACAAGAGACUGUGUUCACAGGUUCAAGGAUGAUGGCUGUAUACAAGGCACAAGUUUAGCUGUAUCUAAAAAUAAUCAAUAUCUAGCUUGCGGGUCUUAUAGUGGAAUAGUGAACAUAUACGACACAAACACCUGUUGUACAUCAGCCUACCCUACACCUAUUAAAGCAGUCACUAAUCUGACCACACCCUGUACAGACCUUGUCUUCAAUGCAACUACUGAAAUACUAGCCAUGGCCUCAGAUUAUACAGAGAAAGCUGUUAAAUUGUUACAUUUUCCAUCACUGACCGUGUUUUCUAACUUCCCUGAAAGAGGUGAUGACUUGAGGAUCCCCAUGUGUAUGGACUUCUCAAAGAAUAGUGGUUACCUUGUAGUAGGGGGGCAUAAAGGAAGAGCAAGUUUAUACAGGAUGAAUCACUUUGGUAACUUCUAAGGUGCUGACAAUUACAACAAAUGCACGGCUGGUAUAUGGACUAGUUGGGGG
Messenger RNA from Owenia fusiformis, 1591 nucleotides. The record is from the annotation of a GenBank genome assembly. Lineage: Eukaryota; Metazoa; Annelida; Polychaeta; Sabellida; Oweniidae.